AGCGUAUUAUAAAUAUUUUCUAUAAUCAUAGGCAAAAAAAGAAGAAAAAAUACAAAUGUCAAAGGAGGGUUUAGGACAUGAGAUUACUGAGCUAAGAUUGGGGCUUCCAGUAGAUAACAAUGCUGAAAGAUUAGUUAGCGAAUCGAAGAAGACAAAGAGGGUGUUCUCAGAGAUGAUGAUACCAUCAUCAUUAGAUACUGACGGUGAUAACAGCGUCAUUUCGUCUGUCGACAUUGUCAACGGUGAGGUAGAGGAUGACUCUGCACCGAAGGCUAAGAGUCAGGCGGUAGGGUGGCCACCGGUGUGUUCUUAUAGGACAAAGAAGAACAACAAUAAAGAAUCAUCCAAAGCGAUAGGGUACGUGAAAGUGAGCAUGUAUGGUGUGCCAUACUUGAGGAAGGUUGACCUUGGUUCCAGCAAAGGUUAUACUCAUCUAGCCACCGUUCUUGAGAAACUCUUCGGCUGUCUUGGUCUAGGAGUGGCAUUGAAGGAGGGGGAGAAAUUUGAAUACGUUAUUAUAUAUGAGGAUAAGGAUAGAGACUGGAUGCUCGUCGGAGAUGUUCCUUGGCAGAUGUUCAAAGAGUCAUGCAUGAGGCUGAGGAUCGUGAAGAGAUCAGAUGCAACCGGUUUUGGUCUGCAGCGAGAUUUACCAAUGGAGUGAUAUUCAUCGAUGAUGAUCUAUAGUUGACCAUAAAAGGUUUUAAAAAAUUGAGUUAAGUUGUCCACUAUAGUAGAUUUUCAAGAAUUUAAUUUUUUUUGAUGAUCAUAGUGGAUAAAAGAAAUGUUUGCUUCAAGAAUAAAUAAAUUUCUUGAUGAUCAUAGUGGAUCAUAUUGUAUGUUUUAUAUUUACCUUUAAAGGUUUUUUAGUCUCACGUAGACUAAGAUCAAUACAAUGUAAGUUGUUUUUUUUAAUAAUCAAGCUGUAUUAUUGCUUAUAAUCCUAUAUAGGAUAUGUUAUAGUUUUCUUUUAUUUGCGGAUCCAGAAAAUCAGAUUUUCUUCUUUUGGAGCAAAUUGUAGAAACCUAUGAACCUUUUCAAAUCAUUUAAAAAAUCAAAAAAAGAAAACGUAAAAGUUUCACAUGCACGUAAAGUUGGGUGAAGUUUCUAACUACUUUGUCGGUCCAAAUAAAUGAUGCAUAUCUUUAUUAAAUGAUCAUAUCAAUGUAGGUAACAGAUUUGAAGUUUAUAUAUACUUCACACAAUACAAUGAAUCCAACUUAUUGUCAAGACACCGAAAAGAAAAAAAUGAAGGCACCUUCACAACAGGACAUGGCUUACUUCGACCACAUCAAGAAACGGCAAGAUGAUAAAGGCUGUUUAUACGCAACCCUUUACGGAUUGUUCUGUUGCUGUUGCUGUUACGAGACAUGUGCUUGUUGUUGCUGCGUCUGAUUCUUAUGAUCAUCUUACAAUAAUAUCAUCUUUAUGUCUCUUUCUUGUUUUAUCCAAAUCUUUUUCAAUGUAAUAAAGCGCCAAAAAAUAAUAAAAAGUAAAGCGCCAAAAAAAGCGAGUAAUUGUUUUUGGGUUAAUUCGGUUAGUUUUGGGAAUGGAUAAGUUCAGUUUGGCUUGGUUCUAGAUUAAAAUAUGUAAUAAAAAUAAAUAAAUAUAGUUUUUAAUUAAUAUUA
Molecule: messenger RNA, 1625 nt
Organism: Raphanus sativus (radish)
Lineage: Eukaryota; Viridiplantae; Streptophyta; Magnoliopsida; Brassicales; Brassicaceae
Product: auxin-responsive protein IAA6
Exons: 4
Coding region: 56-661 (201 amino acids)
Biological process (GO): regulation of DNA-templated transcription
Cellular component (GO): nucleus
Molecular function (GO): protein binding
Source: RefSeq, a predicted model, not a curated record